Sphenostylis stenocarpa is the source of this 231-nucleotide messenger RNA. Lineage: Eukaryota; Viridiplantae; Streptophyta; Magnoliopsida; Fabales; Fabaceae. The record is from the annotation of a GenBank genome assembly.
AUGACUUCAACCCUUUUAUUUAAGGCAUUGACCUUCAACUCUUUUUACACAGAGCCAGCCCCCCUGGGACUUGGGAUAGUCGUCCCACAUGUGGGACGCGCGUCUCACUUGUCCCAGGAUAGUUGGGACGGUCGUCCCAACUCUGGGACGGUGGUUGUCGCCGCCGUCCCUUUCGACGUCCGGGGGACGUCUCGAAACGUUUAUGCGAGUAGUCGCGAAAAGAUGGUUUAG